CUGCUGAGAUCCGACUCUGUGCGCUCAGGGCGGCCGAUGCCCCCAGCGCUCCCCGUUCGGCUGCCGCAACCCGGCCGCAUCUGGAUUGGGCGCCGCACGACUGGGCCGACGCCGGGUGAGAACAGGAACCCUGGAUGUCAGGGGAGUGGACCACCCUGUUUUGGCUGGAAUGGCCUCUGAGUGCAAGUCUCACACCCAUUGUGCAGACGGGGAGACUGAGGCCUGAAGUGGGAAAGGGGCUUGCUCCAGGCCACUUUGACAGUGGCCACAAUGCUGCUCGGGGCCUCUCUAGUGGGGGUGCUGCUGUUCUCCAAGCUGGUGCUGAAGCUGCCCUGGACUCAGGUGGGGUUCUCCCUGCUGCUCCUGUACUUAGGCUCUGGUGGCUGGCGCUUCAUCCGGAUCUUCAUCAAGACCGUCAGACGUGAUGUCUUUGGCGGCCUGGUGCUCCUGAAGGUAAAGGCCAAGGUGCGGCGAUACCUCCGGGAGCAGCGGACGGUGCCUAUCCUGUUUGCCUCCGUGGUGCAGCGCCACCCCAAUAAGACGGCCCUGAUCUUCGAGGGCACAGACACCCAUUGGACCUUCCGCCAGCUGGAUGACUAUUCAAGUAGCGUGGCCAACUUCCUGCAGGCCCGGGGUCUGGCCUCGGGUGAUGUGGCCGCCCUCUUCAUGGAGAACCGCAAUGAGUUCGUGGGCCUGUGGCUGGGCAUGGCCAAGCUGGGCGUGGAGGCAGCGCUUAUCAAUACCAACCUCCGACGGGAUGCACUGCGCCAUUGUAUCACCACCUCCCAGGCUCGGGCCCUCAUCUUCGGCAGUGAGAUGGCCCCAGCCAUCUUUGAGAUCUGUGCCAGCCUGGACCCCUCGCUCAGCCUCUUCUGCUCUGGCUCUUGGGAGCCCAGCACGGUACCCUCUGGAACAGAGCACCUGGACCCUCUUCUGGAAGAUGCUCCCAAGCACCUGCCCAGUCGCCCUGACAAGGGCUUCACAGAUAAGCUCUUCUACAUCUAUACAUCAGGCACCACAGGGCUGCCCAAAGCCGCCAUCGUGGUGAACAGCAGGUAUUACCGCAUGGCCGCCCUGGUGUACUAUGGCUUCCGCAUGCAACCUGAUGACAUUGUGUAUGACUGCCUCCCCCUCUACCACUCAGCAGGAAACAUUGUGGGGAUCGGGCAGUGCCUGAUCCACGGCAUGACAGUGGUGAUCCGGAAGAAGUUCUCAGCCUCCCGGUUCUGGGACGACUGUAUCAAGUACAACUGCACGAUUGUGCAGUACAUCGGCGAGCUAUGCCGCUACCUCCUGAACCAGCCGCCCCGGGAGGCAGAGAGGCAGCACCGGGUGCGCAUGGCUCUAGGCAACGGCCUUCGGCAGUCCAUCUGGACCAGCUUCGCCAGCCGCUUCCACAUCGCCCAGGUGGCCGAGUUCUAUGGGGCCACUGAGUGCAACUGCAGCCUUGGCAACUUCGACAGCCAGGUGGGGGCCUGUGGCUUCAACAGCCGCAUCCUGUCCUUCGUGUACCCCAUCCGGCUGGUACGUGUCAAUGAGGACACCAUGGAGCUGAUCCGGGGGCCCGAUGGCAUCUGCAUUCCCUGCCAGCCAGGUGAGCCGGGCCAGCUGGUGGGCCGCAUCAUCCAGCAAGACCCCCUGCGCCGCUUUGACGGCUACCUCAACCAGGGCGCCAGCAGCAAGAAGAUCGCCGAGGAUGUCUUCAAGAAGGGGGACCAGGCUUACCUCACUGGUGAUGUGCUGGUGAUGGACGAGCUAGGCUACCUGUACUUCCGGGACCGCACAGGGGACACGUUCCGCUGGAAAGGUGAGAACGUGUCCACCACCGAGGUGGAGGGCACGCUCAGCCGCCUGCUGGACAUGGCCGACGUGGCAGUGUACGGCGUCGAGGUGCCAGGCACGGAAGGCAGGGCCGGAAUGGCUGCUGUGGCCAGCCCUGCUGACAGUUGUGACCUGGAGCGCUUUGCACGGGUCUUGGAGAAGGAGCUGCCCCUGUAUGCCCGCCCCAUCUUCCUGCGCUUCCUACCUGAGCUGCACAAAACAGGGACCUACAAGUUCCAGAAGACAGAGCUGAGGAAGGAAGGCUUUGACCCGACUCUUGUGAAAGACCCGCUGUUUUACCUGAAUACCCGGAAGGGGGGCUACGUCCCUCUGGACCAAGAGACCUAUACUCGCAUCCAGACAGGCCAGGAAAAGCUGUGAUUUGCCACCCAGCCCCUCUGAGGGCCAGCAGGUGCUGGGUCCAGAGCCUCAGCUUCCACCCCAGAGGGGUCCUGGGUGAUACCAGACCAAAGCAAGCAGGGCCUGGCACCUCCACCCUGAGGUGCGGACUCCUCCCUCCAAAACUGCCAAGUGACUCACUGCCUGCUCCCGGCCCCCCAGGGGUUUUCUGUGAAAGCCCCAUGUCCAAGUAAUGUGUUCUGGGCCAGGCAGGACCUUUGAGCCCCUGGUGGAGACUGACGGGGGUUGGGGGCUCCCUCAGGAUGAUGUCUUGGGUCAGGGCAGGGAGAGGUAGCAGGGUUCCCAAGACCUUUCCUGAGAACAGGGAGGAGCUUGGAACUGGGACCAGGGCAGAAGACUCCAGACUCAGGAAGCCAACAGAAUGGGCAGGGGCAGAGUGGCCGUGGAUCAGGUGGCUGAAAAGGAUCAUGACUCCAGAGCUGCCCAAGUGUCAACCCUGGGCACCAACAGGACGGGACCCGGCAUGGCCUCCAGUGCCCCACCGGGACCAGGUCACACAGAGUACCUCGUCUCUUCCCACUCACGCUCCUCUCCCUGAGUGGUUGCCAGGCAGGGCCUUUCUGUCUUCGUGGGUCUGUCUGUGUCACCUUCCCCAUCUCAGUCCUGACCUGCCUGUGAGGAGGCAUGGGGUAGGGAGGGCUCAGGGGCCAAUAAACUCUGCCUGACUCAUUGCCUGUGUA
Tupaia belangeri chinensis (Chinese tree shrew) is the source of this 2921-nucleotide messenger RNA. RefSeq names its product solute carrier family 27 member 4 (gene SLC27A4). Gene Ontology annotation, cellular component: plasma membrane; endoplasmic reticulum membrane. Gene Ontology annotation, biological process: long-chain fatty acid import into cell; long-chain fatty acid metabolic process; medium-chain fatty acid transport. Bases 271 to 2202 code for a protein of 643 amino acids. The record is from RefSeq and is a predicted model, not a curated record. Lineage: Eukaryota; Metazoa; Chordata; Mammalia; Scandentia; Tupaiidae. The transcript is spliced from 14 exons. Gene Ontology annotation, molecular function: oleoyl-CoA ligase activity; long-chain fatty acid transmembrane transporter activity.